ACCCCGCCGGGCCCAGUCCCGCUUCCCCGUGCCCUGACCCUGCCCUUCACCACGCAGGACACCAAGGCGCUGGCACCGGCUCUCGCCGGCGGACGACGAGCUGUACCAGCGGACGCACAUCUCUCUGCUGCAGCGCGAGCUCCCGCACGCCAUGUAUAUCGAAAGCUACAGCAGCCGCGGCUUCACGGUCAGCGGAAGCCGUGUGCUGGGGCCGUGCGCCCUGCUCCCGAACUCCGUGCUGCAGUGGAACGUGGGAUCCUACCGGGACAUCACUGAAGAGAGCUUCUCCCUCUUCUGGAUGCUGGAGCCCAGAAUAGAGAUCGUUGUGGUGGGCACCGGAAACAGGACCGAGAGGCUGCAUCCCCCGGUACUGCAGGCUAUGAGGCAGCGGGGUAUUGCCAUGGAAGUGCAGGAUACGCCCAAUGCCUGUGCUACCUUCAACUUCCUGUGUCAUGAACGCCGAGUGGCGGGAGCUGCUCUCAUCCCCCCACCUGGAGAAAUUUCACUGGCUUAUCCGGCCCAAGCUCCAGAAUGAACUGCCAGGAACCUAUCCCCUAUCCCUUGUCAAUGAGGGCACUGGCAGUGGCAGAGCCUACACUGACCUCUUCCCCUUUAGCACUUUGUAACAAUGUCCUGCUUGCCAGGAUAAUGUAUACAUCUCAUUUUUCAUCAGGUGUGUUGUUGGCCAUGGGCUGUUGAAUCAGUGGGCUUUAGUGGUGGUGAGGUGGUGGUAAGAAAUCAAAUCACAGUUCCACAGCUUGCUCACAUGCAGAUUUGAGGGCACUUCAGUGGCUUUCCCCAUUAGCCAUUAGAGUAUAUAUUCAUGUCUUAACCCAGCAGAUCCCAGUCCCAUUGACUGUCCAGGGUAGAACUCUGAACCAGAACUACCUCCUUCCAGGUUCAUGGGGCACACCUUGGGAACCGGGGUGCUGUAUAUUUGUAGACUUCAAAGAUAAGCAUCCCUUUUAUUUUCAAACUUUUAUUGAAAAACCAAGGAGGUAUGAUGGGUUCCUUUUCAGAAAAGCCGCUUCUCAUACCUGUAGGCAGAGACCACCUAAUGAGUUCAACACAAGAAGAAGGUGGGACAAGGCAUGGCAGGAGCUAGGACAACAUCACUUACGAGUGAAGGCUGUGGACACCACCUUCCACCUGGGCCGAAGACGUUCUCUUCUCAAACUUAAGCUCCCCAGAGUACAUCAUGGCUCUGAAGAGGGGCAGGUGUCAGUCACAGGCAGUAAAUAGCUGACCCUAGAACGACUAGCCACUACCCAUAUCUCAGCCACCGCAGCUCACCGGACUUGGGUCAAGCUCUUGGCACCAAUGUCCUGGCAGGAGUGCUGGAUGCCAGCAAUCAAGUAAGGAACAAACUUGUGGAUGGACCCUUUGUCUUGCACAGCUCCUGAAACCCCUUGGGCUACUUUGAUUUUGUCAGCUUCACUGUAGGAAGAUGCAAACAGUGGGCAAAGUCAUAGCAACAAUGAGCCCUAGCAGUGCAGGGUAAGGGUGGGGCGAUUGGUCACCUGAAAUAGCGGUUCUGGCUGCUGAGAUGCUUGUCCAUGGCAUCAAGAGAACCCAUGCCACGAUAUUUCUUUAGCCGGAUCCCAUCAGAGAAGAAGUAUUCCCCAGGGGCUUCAGUGGUGGCAGCCAGGAGGGAGCCCAUCAUGACUAUGGGCAGAAAAAAGUGCACAGGGCAGUCUGAACAGCAUGGGGAAGGAGUCACACCAGGCUCCAGGGUACUGGACCUCACCUGUGGAUGCCCCCAGGGCCAAAGCUUUGGCAAUAUGGCCCACGUUUUGGAUUCCUCCAUCAGCGAUGACAGGAACGCCAAAGCGCCGUGCAUACUCUGACACCUUGUACACUGCUGUUGCUUGCGGCCUUCCACAGGCUAACACUGUUGAUAAACAGAAGCAUGGGGAUAGUGGGGACAGGCAACAAGCCAGCCUCAGUACCCAAGAGCUCUUGGCUACAUGUGUGCCAGGAUGACAGCCUGACUGAUGAAGGUGUCUGGAUGGCUGCUGCCCCAUCUGGUGUGAACUGUAUACACAGCUGUGCUGGCCUUACCCCUGGCAUGUGCAUGUGUGCAGGGCACAGGGCAGCCUCAGGCACAUGCAGUCCCAGCUGGUAGCAAGAUGGGACAGGAGUCUCCAUGCAGUUAGUACCUAGAGGCACCAAGUCAGGCCCAACCCUUCUCCCCUGCACAGUGGGCAGCUCAGGCAAGAUCAGGGCAAUGGUAAUGUGGAAGGGAGAGCAGGCUCCAGAGUAGGUCCUCGCGCCAUGCCUAUCUUAUAAGAUACGAAGCCUAGGUCCUGCUCUGAGCAACCCAGGAAGAGGGAGCUGUGAUCCCAAGCAGCCCUAAACCAUGGUCUGUACAUCUGUUUGCCCUGCCCACCCAUCAGCACCACAAACCCUGAGAGCUACAGCUACAGUCAACCAAGCAGCCGGGCAGUGGGCAGCUGGGCCGGGCCAGACUUACUAUAGCAGCCCGUGACAGUAGAAGGGCAUUUGGGGCUGUGGGACUUUAUGUCUGGAGGGAUCUUGGGAGCCACUAAAUAAAACAAACAGACCAGAGUUUAGAGAGGGCGCAGAGCAGGAGCAAGGAGGCCAGGCUAGGCAGGGAAGUAGGUGAGGGAUGACAAGAACUCUUCUUGCUUCCAGCCAUAUCACCCAUCCAAGAGGCUGUUUGGCCCCAGAGUUGCCCAUCUUGGAAAACUCAGUGUAGUUCCCAUAAGAGUGCUUGGCCCCAGGGCAUAUGGGACCUGAAGCCACAGUCUCUAGGCCCUACUGGUGCAUAUUCUCACCUUCCUGGGUGAUGCAGAUGGAGCCGCUUCCCAUGCCCACCCGCAGAGCAUCUACACCUGCGUCGAUGAGGUUCUUGGCCUGAGCUGCGGUGACCACUACAGUGAAGGAAGAAAAAGAUACGUGAGGAUCCAGAAAGGUCAUUCCAUAGAAUCUACCCCCAAGCCCAAUGUGGAAAGGAAGUCCAGAGACCAAGCAACUACAGCACCUUAAUACACUUUGACGCUCAGCAUCCAAUUUCUGAUCAUACUCACCACCUGGUCUGCAGUGAAGUCGAUGUAUCCAGGGAGAAUGAGGAAAUCGCUGCAGCAGAGGAGAAUAAAUUGGGAGUAGAACUCUCAGGUUUCUGGCACCCUGAGACUCCAACUCCAUGCUGUAAGGCCUCUGAGUAGUGAAUUGCACAGAACCCAUGGGUCACAGGCAAUCCAGCACAGGGUGGAGAUGAAGACGGGGUCUUUUCUGCCACUGAACUGUCAUCAGUGUUCCUCGCGAACUGACAAUUCCACGAUCCAAAUAACGGAGUCUCAAGCCAGAAAUCCUGAGUACUGCCGAGAUGGCUCUCCCAACCCCCACGCCCGGGAAAGAUGCUAGGUUUAUGUCUGAACAUGAAGAAAACAUGGUUCCUCUGUGGUCAGUGAUGUGCACCAGUCCAGAGUGGCAGCCAGCUGGGAAGACUCCCUGGAGGUCGGUCCAUCAUUAGUUCCAUCAUGAGGAAGGGAAGGGGCCACAUUUUUCCUAUCAGUCCAAGUCCUUUCCUCCGGCCCAGAUAAAAAAGUCAGCCAGCAACUUUCUAGGACAUCUGGCUCUCAGGAAACCUCAAGCCCCCAUAGGCCAAGGAGUCUGCUGCAGGUCUAUGAAGAUGCAAAGGGGGCAAAGUUUUCUUUUACAUUUUAAACAGAAGUAGCCUGAAAGGCUUUAUAACUACACCAAUAAAAAAAGAAAAAAAAAA
Messenger RNA from Fukomys damarensis (Damara mole-rat), 3745 nucleotides. It is a transcript of the gene Ndufaf3, whose product is annotated as NADH:ubiquinone oxidoreductase complex assembly factor 3. Gene Ontology annotation, biological process: mitochondrial respiratory chain complex I assembly. Gene Ontology annotation, cellular component: mitochondrial inner membrane. Lineage: Eukaryota; Metazoa; Chordata; Mammalia; Rodentia; Bathyergidae. The transcript has 6 exons. The record is from RefSeq and is a predicted model, not a curated record. The coding region runs from base 152 to 535 and encodes 127 amino acids.